GAGGUAAGGAAGGAAGGAAGACAAAGAAAAAGAAAGAAAGAAAGCGUGCAAGCGGCAGAAAGAGGCGGCGCCUUGGCUGGCUCUCUCAGUCUCAGCCUCCCCUGGAAGAAGGCAAGGCGAGGUGAGGGCAUCUUCUGUCUGGAGCCGAAGAAGGGCGCGGAGGAGCCAAAAAGAAAGAAAGAAAGAAAAGAAAAGAAAAGAAAAGAAAAGAAAGGCUGGAGAUGAAAUGGAAAGAUAAGGAGAGAGGCUUGAGAGUUUUGUCCCACAAAGCACUCAUCUGAGGGAAUUGCUGACAGCUCCUGAAAGAUGUUUGAAUGAAUAAAGGCAAAACAGCAACAGCCUCCCAUCAACAGGACAAAUAGCAAUCAAGUCUAGAAAAACAUGUGUGGAACUGUUGAUGAGUAGCACAUGGCUUUGGAGUGGAGGAGAAGGAGGAGGAGGAGGAGAAGGAGGAGGGAGGGCACUGCUUUUCCAGUUCACAGCGAGAUCCGAAGGACUUAAUGCUUAUAAGAAGAGAGAUGCUAACGCAGGACCCGGCUGUACCGAUGUGGCCGAACAAGGCAGACCCGGCAGCUAUUUGACUGGUGGGAGUCACAGUGGCAAUUGCUACUUGGACCUGCACAGAUCUGUCUGACCUGCUGUGUGAGAGGAGAAAGAGAAGGACCCAGAAGCAAAACAGAAUUUAAAAUGCCAGCUAAAGGCAAAUACUUUUUUAAUGAAAGCGAAGGCUGCAAGAUAGCUGACCCUUUGUAUGAGAAGUAUCGCUAUUCAAGUCAGCAGCAUCCUCUCCUUUUCUUCUUGCUCUUCAUUGCCGUUGCCUAUUGUAUGACGCUUGUCAUCGUUCUCGUCAGCUACGAUGAACCUCGUGAUCACCUUGCCUUUGUCAUUACAGUGAGCAUUGCUCUCAUGAUCUUUAUAAUCAUGUAUGUGCUGGUUUAUAUCGAAUACUUCUUUUGGUGCCAGCUGGAACUGUUCGCUGUCACGAUUUGGAUCUGCUUGCUGGCCAUAGGAUAUGUGUCUAUUUUUGACAAGAGAAAUACCUCUCAACUUUCUGCAUGGGAACAGGUGCCAUUUUUUCUGUUCAUAAUCUUCACGGCUUACACCAUGCUACCCUUUGGAAUGAGAGAUGCUGUGAUUGUCAGCACGAUUACAGCACUGUCCCAUAUUAUUGUCCUGAGUAUUGCUGUAGUGGAACACCACAAACAAAAUCAUCAGACCCUUGCACUUCAGGUCCUUGCCAAUGUGUUUAUUUUCCUUUGUGGGAACCUGAUGGGUGCGUUUCACAAGCAUCAGAUGCAGGAUGCUUCAUGGGAUUUGUACAGAUAUACUUUAAAAUGCAUCCAAGUCCAAAUGAAGCUGAAGAUUGAAAAGAGGCAACAAGAAAGCUUGCUUUUAUCCAUACUGCCAGCUCAUAUCUCCAUGGGAAUGAAGCUAGCUAUCAUAGAACGGCUAAAAGAAACCAAUGACAGGAAAAAGCAUGACAACAAUUUCCACAGCCUGUAUGUGAAACGGCAUCAGAAUGUCAGCAUCUUGUAUGCAGAUAUUGUGGGAUUCACUCGGCUAGCAAGUGACUGCUCUCCCAAAGAGCUGGUGGUGAUGCUGAAUGAGCUCUUUGGCAAAUUUGAUCAAAUUGCAAAGGAAAAUGAAUGCAUGAGGAUAAAAAUUUUGGGAGACUGUUAUUAUUGUGUCUCAGGCUUACCUGUCUCAUUGCCGGUGCAUGCCAAGAACUGUGUGAAAAUGGGCCUUGACAUGUGUGAAGCUAUCAAACAAGUGAGGGAAGCCACAGGUGUUGAUAUUAACAUGCGAGUCGGCAUUCAUUCUGGGAACGUACUUUGUGGUGUGAUAGGGCUUCGGAAAUGGCAGUACGACGUUUGGUCUCAUGAUGUCUCCUUAGCCAACCGAAUGGAAUCCGCGGGCGUUCCUGGCCGUGUACACAUCACUGAAGCAACACUAAAUCACCUUGGCAAAGCUUAUGAGGUGGAAGAAGGGAAUGGACAUCUCAGAGACCCAUAUCUGGCAGCCAUGAAUAUCACAACAUACUUGGUGAUUGAUCCAAGGUCUAAACAGCGCGCCUCCAACAACCACGUCACCCAAGCCAGAGUGCAAGAUGGCUUGAAAAUGAGGGCCUCUGUCCGGAUGUCACGAUACUUGGAGUCCUGGGGGGCAGCACGGCCUUUUGCGCACCUGAACCAUAGAGAAAGUGUGAGCAGUGACACCUCUGCACCAAACAGGAGGCGUAGGAAGGAGAUAGCUCUCCAGCUAGCAAGUCGUCAAAGGACUUCAGAGAGUCUGGAUGGAUCUAGACAAGAACAUGCAUGUCCUCCUUCCAUUGUAAACUAUAAAAAUAUCUCUCAGAAAGGAAGGAUGGAAGAAGAUAUUAAUGAGAAAAUGUUGUCAACCAUCGAGGGACUUAGUUCAGCCAAACCGUGGUGCAGUGAGAAGGAUGACUUCCAUGGACUGUGCGGGUUUUUUGUCGACAUGGGACUUGAAAAAGAGUAUCGCACAAUUCCCAUCCCCAAACUGAGGGGUUAUUUCGCCUGUGCCAGCAUUGUAUUGCUAUGUAUGUUCCUGGUACAGAUGUGCAUAAUUCCAAAAACACCAAAAUUAGGUAUUUCGUUUGGAAUUGUAGCUUUCAUCAUGGGGCUUAUUUUGAGUGUGUGCUUUGCUGAUGAUUGUUGGAGAUGCUGUUCAAAGCGAUGGCCUCCCGCCCGCUACCUUCGCACAUUUUCCCAGAAAGUGGAGACGAUGCCAUCUGUGAGGCUCCCAUUGGCCACGAUUGCCAUAGGCUCUCUGUUGAUCAUAGCUGUGUUUAAUUUGCCGGCACACCAACUCAGUGGAAACUGUUCUAUGCCACUUACGGCCCAAAUGGCAAGAAAUGGCUCUUCUGGAAACAACAUGGUAUGCAGUAAUGAAGCUAUGACCUAUUCGUAUUAUACCUACUGCUGCCUCCUGGGUUUUAUUGCAUGCUCUGUAUUCCUUCGAAUGAGCUUUGAACUCAAGCUUAUGCUUUUGUCAGGAGCCGUCGUUGGGUAUUUCAUUGUCUUUAAUACCAACCAGACUUGGAGCACCAGCCACAGCCAUGUCAAUAAUUCCACCACAAGGUUUUUCAUGAAAGAUCCAACAAUAAUGACAAAUUUAUAUCUGGCCCUGUUUUACAUAACCUUGGUUCUGCUGUCCAAACAGAUAGACUAUUACUGUCGGCUGGACUGCCUCCAAAAGAAUAAAUUUAAAAAAGAACACGAGUCUUUUGAAACCAUGGAGAACGUAAACAGGCUGCUGCUGGAAAAUGUCCUUCCGGCCCACGUAGCUGCCCACUUUAUUGGAGACAACAAGUUAAAUGAGGAUUGGUACCAUCAGUCCUAUGACUGUGUGUGUGUCAUGUUUGCAUCAGUACCUGACUUCAAGGUCUUCUACACAGAAUGCGAUGUCAACAAAGAAGGUUUGGAGUGCCUUCGGCUUCUCAAUGAAAUCAUUGCGGAUUUUGAUGAGCUGCUGCUGAAACCUAAAUUCAGUGGUGUUGAAAAAAUUAAAACUAUUGGGAGUACAUACAUGGCAGCUUCUGGGCUGUGUGUUACACCAGGCCAAGAGAAUAAUCUGGAUCAAGAAAGGCAGCAUGCUCAAAUUGGCAUCAUGGUGGAGUUUGCAAUGGCCUUGAUGACAAAACUUGAUGGCAUCAACAGGCAUUCAUUCAACAGUUUCCGCCUCCGAGUUGGUAUAAACCAUGGGCCUGUGGUAGCUGGUGUGAUUGGGGCUCGUAAACCCCAGUAUGACAUCUGGGGGAACACUGUCAACGUUGCCAGCAGAAUGGAGAGUACUGGAGAACUUGGGAAAAUCCAGGUUACAGAAGAGACAUGCAAAAUACUAGAGAGCUUGGGGUACGCCUGUGAAUGCCGAGGACUUAUUAAUGUCAAGGGGAAGGGAGAACUGAUGACCUACUUCGUGUGCACUGAUACAGCCAAAUCCCAAGCACUUUGAUCUGAACAAACAGCUUUCUGAGAAGUCUUGUUCGGUUUGUUGUUGUUUAAAAAAACAAGAGCAGCUUCCCUUCUGUGAAGCCUGAAGACUUUGCCUCCUUAUGUAAAGGAGCUUGUUCCAAAGGUUUGUCAAUUACCUGAACUGCUUUGCAGUUAGAGGAAGAAGCACAGAAGGUUCUUGAAAUAAUGUUUACAGCUGUUGUCAUCCCUGUUUCCAAGACUUUGUGAACGAUCUCUGCCACAGGGGUGUGGGACACAAGGAAUGCCUUUUUGUGCUUGUCUUUCGUGAUUCCACAUUUGAACCGAAUGCCUUGUUGGAAUGUUCUACUGCCUCAUCCUUCGUCAGAUCUAGUAACAGUAUUGCACUUGUCACAGACUAUAUUGACUAUAUACUUUAUCUUAAGGGCAAAGCAGGACUGGAACUCUGCAGCCAGAAAGAUUUUUUAUAUAUAACUGGAGAUGGAAUUUGGGACUUUCUGCCUACAAGAUGUGGGUGCUCUGCCAAUGAGCUCUUGUCCAUCCCUUAACUUUGUGCUGGAGUUCUGCCUAGAAUCCAUUUUUAGUACCAGAAGCAUUGCACUGCCAGUAUUUUUUACAACCCAGAAUUCCAGUCCACAAAAAUGCCCUCCCUUGCCAUCCUUCUGUGCUAUUAAUGCUCAAUCUUUUAUCUUGCUCUACCUGUCAAUUUUCUGGCACUGCUUAUAGAAAUGGUGCAAGGAUAGAACAUCUCCAGUUGAUACAUGUUUUAAUUUUUGGAGGUUUCUAACCUGGGCUCCAGAGCAUUUGUGAUUGGUUCUUAAAUAUGCUUCCAGUUUGAGUGGCAACACAUGGAUAGCUUUUCCUUGUUUCCUUCUUUAUGCUGUAUAAUGCAUUUGCUCUUCACAAAGUGCCCUUUCACUUCAGCAGCCAUUUAUUAUGCCCAGCAGUGUGUGAAUAUUGGCAUUGUGUAUGUGUAAGUUCAGAUUCUUUUCCAAGGCAAUGUUUUGUUGGGCAACCUUUUAUAUAAAUUGCCGGCUGCUAUAGCUACUCUUUGGGAAUGGAAGUAUCUUCUUUCUCCAUAAAAGGUAAAGAACGGGGUGAUGUAGGAUCCCAAAAUGUUUUGGCCCAGUUGCACCAACAAGUGUUUAUGCUGUUUCUAGUGUUCUUUUACCAUUGUCACACAGUGUCAAAAUCUAGAUUGUUCAUUUUCUGGAGCAAAUAUUGCUCUUGUUUUUCUUAUUCUCUAAAGCAAAAGUGAGGAAUCUCAGGCCCAUGGGCUAAAUCUGGUCCUCUGAGCUUCCUUGGAAGACCAUAUCCUCUUCCUAGUUUAUACCAAUUUUGGGUACCUAGAUUUUAGAUGGGGCUUUCUCCAUUUUGAAAAGCUGAAGCACAUCUCCCAAGCUUUGGUUACUGAUA
Sceloporus undulatus (fence lizard) is the source of this 5369-nucleotide messenger RNA. It is a transcript of the gene ADCY7, whose product is annotated as adenylate cyclase 7. Gene Ontology annotation, cellular component: plasma membrane. Lineage: Eukaryota; Metazoa; Chordata; Lepidosauria; Squamata; Phrynosomatidae. The record is from RefSeq and is a predicted model, not a curated record. Gene Ontology annotation, molecular function: adenylate cyclase activity. The transcript is spliced from 29 exons. Bases 688 to 3975 code for a protein of 1095 amino acids. Gene Ontology annotation, biological process: cAMP biosynthetic process; intracellular signal transduction; adenylate cyclase-inhibiting G protein-coupled receptor signaling pathway.